This is a messenger RNA of Coffea arabica (coffee), 348 nucleotides long. Its product is annotated as receptor-like protein EIX1. Gene Ontology annotation, molecular function: protein binding. The record is from RefSeq and is a predicted model, not a curated record. Lineage: Eukaryota; Viridiplantae; Streptophyta; Magnoliopsida; Gentianales; Rubiaceae.
AUGUAUGAUGAUUAUCACUGCACAAAUUGCUUGGGAGGCCAAUUAAGUCCAUCUUUGGUCAAUUUGACCAAUUUGCGAUACUUGGACAUGAGCUCAAAUGAUUUUUCAGGAAUCCAAGUUCCUGCAUUCUUGGGAUUGUUGAAAAACUUGAGAUACCUCAAUCUCUCAAGUGCAGGAUUUGAUGGUGAAAUUCCCCACCAUUUAGGAAACCUCUCACAUUUACGGUAUUUAGAUCUUGGGUGGAAUUCAUUGAGCACUAAGGAUCUCGGGUGGAUUGCUGGGCUCUCUUCUCUAGAAGGUCUAGUCCUGUCUAAGUUGAACCUUGCAGCCGCUCAAGAUGGAUUAUAG